Molecule: messenger RNA, 3576 nt
Organism: Phyllostomus hastatus (greater spear-nosed bat)
Lineage: Eukaryota; Metazoa; Chordata; Mammalia; Chiroptera; Phyllostomidae
Gene: CDR2L
Product: cerebellar degeneration related protein 2 like
Exons: 5
Coding region: 439-1824 (461 amino acids)
Source: RefSeq, a predicted model, not a curated record
AACCCUGCCGGGAUGCGGCCGCGGCUCGGGGUGUCGCCGGGCGGACCGGGGGCAGCGCGGGCCGGAGCCGGGCAAGGGGCGUCCGCCGUGGCACACGCGUACUCUUAGCGCGUCAGACCUGCCGGCGGGCCCGGGCCCUUCUGGUCGCCGAACCGCCCGCCGUCCCCUCCCCUCCACCCUUUGUGCCGCCACCGCUCCGUGUGCCAGGCUCCGCAGGACCCCGGCCGGGCGGGCCGGCCGGCCGCAGCGAGUCAGCCUCGUGUGGGCGCCGAGUGAACGGCCGAUGGCGAGGGGGCGCAGCGCGGGCUGGGGCGCUGCAGCCGGAGUCCGCGACGCGGGAGACCCGGCCCGCCUGCGCCGCAUUGUCCCGGGCCCCGCACCCCGGCUCUGAGCCGCGCCGCCGCAGCGCCCGCCCGCCCGCCCGCCGCCCGCGGGGCCAUGCGGAGGGCCGCGGGGAUGGAGGACUUCUCCGCAGAGGAAGAGGAGCCCUGGUACGACCAGCAGGACCUGGAGCAGGACUUGCAUUUGGCCGCGGAGCUGGGGAAGACGCUGCUGGAGAGGAACAAGGAGCUGGAGGAGUCCCUGCAACACAUGUAUGCCACCAACGAGGAGCAGGUGCAGGAGAUCGAGUACCUGACCAAGCAGCUGGACACGCUGCGGCACGUGAACGAGCAGCACGCCAAAGUGUACGAGCAGCUGGACCUGACGGCCCGGGACCUGGAGCUGACCAACCAGAAGCUGGUGCUGGAGAGUAAGGCCGCCCAGCAGAAGAUCCAUGGGCUGACGGAGACCAUUGAGCGUCUGCAGGCCCAGGUAGAGGAGCUGCAGGCCCAGGUGGAGCAGCUGCGGGGCCUGGAGCAGCUGAGGCUGCGCCGGGAGAAGCGGGAACGCAGGCGCACCAUCCACACCUUCCCCUGCCUCAAGGAGCUGUGCACCAGCCCCCGGUGCGAGGACGCCUUCCGCCUACACAGUUCCUCGCUGGAGCUGGGCCCCAGGCCCCUGGAGCAGGAGAACGAGCGCCUGCAGACCCUGGUGGGCGUCCUGCGCUCCCAGGUGAGCCAGGAGCGGCAGCGCAAGGAGCGGGCGGAGCGCGAGUUCGCGGCCGUGCUCCAGGAGUACUCGGAGCUGGAACAGCAGCUGUGCGAGAUGGAGGGCUGCCGCCUCCGCGUGCAGGAGCUGGAGGCCGAGCUGCUGGAGCUGCAGCAGAUGAAGCAGGCGAAGACCUACCUGCUGGGCCAGGAGGAUCACCUGGCCGCGGCCCUACUGGCACCCCUCACCCAGGCCCCCGAGGCCGAUGACCCCCAGCCAGGCAGCGGAGAUGAGUUCGGCGCCCAGGACGGUGUCUCCUCCCCGGGCCACUCCGUGCGCAAAAGCUGCAGCGACACGGCGCUCAACGCCAUCGUGGCCAAAGACGCUGCCAGCCGGCACGCGGGCAACCUCACGCUGCACGCCAACAGCGUGCGCAAGCGGGGCAUGUCCAUCCUGCGGGAGGUGGACGAGCAGUACCACGCGCUGCUGGAGAAGUACGAGGAGCUGCUGAGCAAGUGCCGGCAGCACCGCGCCGGGGUGCGGCAUGCUGGCGUGCAGACCUCGCGGCCCAUCUCCCGGGACAGCUCGUGGAGGGACCUGCAGGGCAGUGAGGAGGGCCAGGGCGAGGCCAGGAUGGCGGAGAAGAGCCUGAGCCAGCACGUGGAGGCCGUGGACAAGCGGCUGGAGCAGAGCCAGCCCGAGUACAAGGCGCUCUUCCAGGAGAUCUUCUCCAGAAUCCAGAAGACCAAGGCCGACAUCAACGCCACCAAGGUCAAGACCCACAGCAGCAAGUGACCCUCAGGGUCGUCCCCCCCCCCAGAGUAAGGCCAUGGGUGCCUCAUGCCUGGGCCCAGCUGCCUCUGGUGAAUGAGGGAGCCUUUUUGCGGCAAUAUAGCUCAGUGGGGGCCGCUCUCCGACCCAGGGAGCCGGUGGGGGACCCGGCUUGUCCCCUGCUGGUGUGGGAGGUGGGCAACAUGUGAACAGCCUGGCCCCCCGGGACCCUCCAUGACCCCGAGUCAGCCCAGGGCACAGCUACGAGUUACAAAGCCAAACGGCCCCGCUUCCCUUCCCCCGCUUUCUUUCCAACCCCGGACUCGUGGCCAGGCUCCUGAGAGCCGUUCUGGACCAGCUGGCUUCUUUCUAUUUUUUUUUUUCAAAGUUUAGUUUCAUUUUUUUUUUUUUGAGAGGUUUGCAAUGUAAGGUCCCCCUGACCCCUCACCACAACUGGAAACACUUGAAGGAGGACCCCAGAGCCAGCUGUGGCAGGUUCCUGGGGUCUCUUAGACCACCCACUGCUUUCCCCCAGCUGUGACACACUGUCAUUCCCCUAGCACCAGCUGUCCCACCGCCGGGGCCCUAACCGGGUCGGAGGUGGCCCCUGCCACGCAGAGCAGAACACCUCGGCCUGGCCUCAGGUGUGCCCUGCUCCGGCCCUGGUGAGGGUGGCCUUCCCCCUGGAGACCCUCGGCCCACUGCAGACCUGCAGCCAAUCCGAGGAGUGGAGCGGAGAGAGCCCCUCGGCAGCCCUACACGAGCCGUGCGCCAUUGCCCUCAGAGCCGGCCCCCUCGGGUGCCCGCCCUGGAAAUGCCUUCCAGACAUUAAGCCUUCCGGGGGUCUGGGUGGCAGGGAGCCCCCCAUCUCUGCACACCACCUGCAACUCAUCAAGUCUGGCCUCUGCCUGCCCCCACCUCAGGGACCAUAACGUGUCUCAUUCACUCCCAUGCUGGCCACGUGCUGACCUCACCACAGGUACCACCUGCUGCCCCCAGAAUGUGCCAGGCAUGUGCCACCACAAGCCAGUGGUCCCAGCUUCCACCCCUGCCCCCCUUCAAUGGGGACAGCCCAAGACCCCGCCCCAACUCUGAACAGUAUUAACACGGGACCUGGAAGGAGAGCAUGUCUCCUUCCUCCCAUAAAAUGCCUGCUCUUAACCUCCUGCUUUGGUGGGGGUGGGUCUUGAAGACCCAGCUGGGGUUCAGCCAAUUGUGAAGGCUGCAGAAAGUCCAGCUUCAACUAGGAGAGGCCAGGGUCCCCAGCUUGCCCUGAGCAACCCUGCAGGGCCACCCCCCCGCCCGUUUCCGCUGCCUGCCCACCCCAAGACCCAAGAAGUCAGAGCAGCCGCGCAGCCCGGUGAAGGCGGUGGCCCAGGCCUCUGUGCUGGGAGCCCGGGGGGCACCUUCAUGCCUUACUCGUUUCUAAGGGGUAAAGGGGUUUUCUUACUACGCACGCCUGACCUCCGCAGAGGUGCCAACCUGCUCUCCGGGCGGCACUGUGAUGACAGCUGUUGGCUGGUCCCUCGGCCACACAUCGUGGAACCCUUUGUCCUUUGGAGCCAGGCAGCUCCCGGCCCUCCAUGUGUCUCUGUCAUCUAGGGUGGAGGGGGGUGGGGUGCAUUGGGUGGGGGAGGGGCUCCUGCCUGUUCAUUUCCCAGUUCUGUAGCAGCCGACCAGCAUCCCCUUUGAUGUACACAUGAGAGAAAUAUAUUUACAAAUGCUUUAUUCUCUUCUUUAAUAAUAAAAAUAAAAUGCACCAGUAUUCUAAAAGCA